Molecule: messenger RNA, 2221 nt
Organism: Mya arenaria
Lineage: Eukaryota; Metazoa; Mollusca; Bivalvia; Myida; Myidae
Product: hemicentin-1-like
Exons: 8
Coding region: 125-1387 (420 amino acids)
Biological process (GO): cell-cell adhesion
Cellular component (GO): cell-cell junction
Molecular function (GO): cell adhesion molecule binding
Source: RefSeq, a predicted model, not a curated record
GCAAAGCCGGAACCAUCCUAUAGAUGGAACAACUCACUGGCGAAUGAAUUGUUAAUUGCACAUGUGACAAAAAAUAACUCGGCAACAUACAUUUGCUAUGCAAGUUACACGAUGAUUACGUCGUAUGGAAAAUGAGACAUUAUUUAUCCUCGAUGUAUUAUAUCCACCACAAAUAUCAAAUGCUGAAACUAAGUUAGUGGCUAUUGAAGGUUCAAACUUCAGUAUUUAUUGCAAUGUGUCGCUAGGAAAUCCAAGGGAAACCUUUAUAACAUGGAUAAGUGAUUCCGAUGCGGAAGUCGAAAAAGCUGGACAGCUAAUCAACUUUCUGAAUAUUUCUCGAACUGACGAAGGAAAUUUUGCAUGUAUUGCAAGAAACAGAAUGAAACCAACUGGCUGCGCAGAAGAAGAUGGAGUCGACAAACAACAAUUUUAUGUCGAUGUUCAGUAUAAAGCAAGAAUACAGAGAUUUGCUGCCUUAUCUGCUACGGUAAAUCAUACGGAGGAAUUAAGUUUUGUGUGUGAUAUAGAUAGUGACCCACCUGCUAGUGUUAGUAUAAUGUCUACAAAUGGAACGACAUUGUAUUUUACACGUGGAAAUAAUCAGCUGCGAUAUAGAAAGACUAGUUCGUGCUUGGAUGACAACGGCAAUUUCACGUGUACUUCUGAAAAUAAACAUAACGGCGGGUCGCCCGAAAGCAGAAAUGUUACAGUUGAUGUCAGAUGUUCGCCGAUAUACCCCCGUAAUUACUCUCCAGAGACGGUUAUCAAAUCACAAAUUGGAGACCAGACGAUACUAAAUUUCAGUAUAUUUUCAAAUCCCUUACCCACAAGUGUUAUAUGGACAAAUCUUUCAAACAACAUGCAACUUCACGCGAACACAAGUGAAUCUGAUAGAGUAUUUAUAGAAACAAGUGAUGACAUGCUGUCAUCCGUGGUUGUCAUAAAGUGUAUAGAGCCCUGGGACUCUGGAAAUUACUCUGUGCGUGUAAAAAACGAAUUUGGAAACCUGACCGAAACAUUUCACAUUGUUUUAGACGAAACAUCACCAACAUCUAUCAACUCUGCAAACAUUGGAGGAUCUGGAGGCUCUGCAUUAAUUGGUGGUUUUGUCAGCACUGCUUUGGUUUUGAUAGCUCUCCUAAUUGUGACAGUCAUAUACGUCUACAAGAAACGGCAGAGUUCUAAACCCAACAAUGAUCUUCACGCCAAGAACGACAAUUCUCAGCAUGAUGAAAACGGGUACGAGGAAUUAGCUAUAAUAGGACGACGGACUGGCGAAAAGGAGUAUUCUGAACUUGAUUUCCAAGAGAGAAAAGACAAAACCAAUCAGAACAAACCGUCAGCUGGAAACGAAACGUAUGAGAACCUUAAACUGGGCACACGAUGAAGUAAAACAUCAUUGCAAUGACAUAGACAUCUGCUGUUUCUAUGACGAGUUUUUGCAAAUAUUUUGUUUGUUUGUUUAUAUUGAUUUUGUGUUCUUAAAACUAAGUUCCACUAGCUUUACUGUGUAUUGUUCAAUGUAUCAAUUUCACUUUAAUUGUGUGAUCACUAAAACACCUAAUUUAAACCUCAUUAUAUAACGUGUGCUUCGUCUUCGCUUUUUACUGUUAAAACACCAAUCAAACAAGCUACCUUUUGCAGUUUCCUUGCCAGAAUGCUUUCCCUGAUCACGGCACAAACAUGUUUUUCUCCGUCGUUGACAAACAUAAAUAUAAAAAACGUAAGUGAUGAUCCCUGCAGCGGUUCAUGAAUUUUUAUGUCGAUUCACAGACAAUAAACCAUUGUCAUCUAUUUGAUAAAUCUGUUUAAUCACACAAGAGAAGGAAAAGCUCUCAUACUUAUUUACAAAUGCAUACACUAUCCGUGGCGAUUAGUGCAUAUAUUUCAGAAAUUGCCAAAUACACGUUCAAUUGACCUCAUCUAUGAUGCCUGGAUGCAAACGAGUUGACUUAUUUGCUGACACAUACCAUAACAGAACAAUGUCAUAUAAACAUUACCUGCUUUGCUGUAAUGUAACAUUCUGAUAAUUUCCAUAGAUAUAAUCUACUGUUGGUCAAUAUCAUCCAUUAUAUUAUGCCAUAAGAUGGUAUACAAACACAUACUCUGGUCAUCUACAUCAACUAACGAAUAACUCUGCUGAGGUCCAAGUUUUCAGCAGACAGAUCCAUCUUAAUAUCAGUUGUUACAAUAAUUUUAACAAAUAUAUUGUAAUAAAAAA